Molecule: messenger RNA, 2377 nt
Organism: Triticum aestivum (bread wheat)
Lineage: Eukaryota; Viridiplantae; Streptophyta; Magnoliopsida; Poales; Poaceae
Product: cysteine-rich receptor-like protein kinase 6
Exons: 7
Coding region: 487-2238 (583 amino acids)
Biological process (GO): protein phosphorylation
Molecular function (GO): ATP binding; protein kinase activity
Source: RefSeq, a predicted model, not a curated record
UAGUAGCAUAAUAUUUGUUAUGAUAUGGUAUCAUAAUAUGAUAUUCGAUCCUUUUUUUAUUUAAUUUCGUAACAUCUUAUUAAAAUUGUCUAGUUGGCAUGCAUGAUACUAGCUAUAAUACUAUAUUACGACCAGCCUGAUCAUUCAUCAUCCUGCUAAAAAGGGAACCCGCGUGGACCGUUGACUCACACGUAGAGACUGUUGACUCACGCGUACAGAGAUAAGGAAGAAAUGAGUGUUCGUUCCCGUUCCCGUUCCCCUUCCCAGCCCAGACUCCAGAUCUAAAGCCAGCCAGGGUUUCACGUCUCCGGGGAGGAGCAACCAGUUCGGCUGGCCGAUCUCCUUGGACCUAUCUAUCUCCAGCUGGGGUUUCUUUGUAGAUCAUCAUCAGAUCAGGAGUUAUUGCAGUGAGAGGGAGAGCUCAGUGUAUGCCAGCCGGGUUGCUGGUCGUAUUAACUCGGUUUUUUAUCUCCCAGUGUAGCAGAAAUGGCGGAUCAAGAAGCUGAAUUUGGAGCGCUGGAGCGCAUAAUGGGUGAUGAAAGUGCAGAGCCGACCAGGCUACCAUAUUCACUCAUAAAGUCCAUUACCGGCGAUUUCUCCCGAGAAAUUGGUCGUGGUGGGUUUGGAGUUGUUUACCUGGGAGACCUUCCAAGUGGCAAGGUUGCUGUCAAGAAGCUUUCCAUAUCGCAAGAUUUUUCGGAUCAGUUAUUUCAGGAUGAGGUCCACUGUCUAAUGAGGGUAAAGCACAACAAUAUAGUGAGAUUCCUCGGCUAUUGUUCAGAUACACAAGGGGAACUGAUGGAACACGACGGAAAAAAAGUUAUGGCAGAGGUACGGCAAAGGUUGCUCGUCUUUGACUACGCUCCUAACGGAAGCCUUCAGCUUUAUCUUACAGAGGAAACAAUUGAAUGGACAAGGCGAUAUCAAAUGAUCAAGGGAAUCUGCCAUGGUUUGCAAUAUCUACACAAAGAACGCAUUAAUCAUCUGGACCUCAAACCUGAAAAUGUUCUGCUGGAUGCUUACAUGGAACCCAAAAUUACCGACUUUGGCUUGUCAAGAUGGUUUCAUGAAGGACAGUCCAGAAUUUUCACAAAAAGCACUCCUGGCACAAGGGGAUAUAUUGCACCAGAAAUCAUAGACAAGGGUGAAAUAUCAUUCAAGUCAGACAUAUUCAGUUUCGGCAUUGUAUUCAUAAAGCUGUUAACAGGGAGUGACAACUACGAUUUUGAAAAUUGGCAUAAAUCAAUAGACGUGAAGAGCCCUCAAAUGGAGUGCUGCAUUGAGAUAGCUCGAAAAUGUGUGGACACUGAUCAACACAAAAGACCUUCAAUAGACGAGAUAAUUCAUAAGCUGAAUGAGAUGGGCAGUGCUGAAGAAUCAAGAGAUGACCCAGGGUCUUCAAUACAGCAGGUAAGUGGCGCAUCCACCAUGAAGGAGUUUCCUCCAUCAAUGCCUUGUGUGGACAACCAAGAAGGUGAAAAGGUCAAAAGGGAACUCAAUAAGAUGGAUCCUACGCCACAGGGGCCUGCGGGCCUCAAGAUGCCGCCAGCUCUUCUACAGCCAGUUAUUAUUAAACCAAUGCCGCCACCGUUUGAGGUCAUGCAACCAUCGGCACAACGAAUGGGGGAUCCAUACGACCACAGGGACACAUCCGAUGAUUUGUAUGAUGACUCCGAUGACGACCCCGAAUGUUUCUGCGUGGAUGACCCUAGGAGAGUUUCCCAGCAAUGGAGGCGUCAUAACCGCGGCCUCGUCGACAAGGCCAGGCCAGCAAAUGCUGGAGGCGGCGAUCAAGACAGGAGGACUAACUUAGUCAAGGGAGAAAUAUCUCCAAUCAGCAGGAACCAGCCGAGUCAGGGGAAGAUGGGCAACAUAACCAGCGUCCCAACCAUCGCCAACCAUAGGCCAAUGGCUGGAAAUGGAAUGCUUCCUGAGCAGGUCAUGAUGAGGUAUCCUAACACAAUGGACGUUAGGCCGUGGUCGGUGCCAUUCCCCCUACAGGGUGGUCAUGGAGGUGAGGGCAGCGCGCUGUCCGGACGGGAGGUGCUGCAGGUUGCUGCGGUGGCACAAAACUCCAUUGCGCUGCAGCAGCAGCAGCACAUGGCGUUGAUGCGUCAGCAGCAGCACCACCAGCACCAGCAGCACAUGGCUUUCUAUCUACUGUUGUUUCUGUUCUUGCUUCUGCUUACUAUUAUCGUCAUUGUUAUCGUCAUUCUUACUUUCAAGAAACGGGGGUAGGGCUGGGUAAAUCGUUGCAGAUUAUCUGAACUUGUAUUUUGAUACAGAAAAGGUUGAGAAUAUUUGGAUUUGGUUCAUUCCAUCGGGAACAACAAUUUGUUGAAAUAUAUAAGUUCUACCCCAUUAUGCAGCUGGUGAA